Molecule: messenger RNA, 3300 nt
Organism: Trichosurus vulpecula (common brushtail)
Lineage: Eukaryota; Metazoa; Chordata; Mammalia; Diprotodontia; Phalangeridae
Gene: AP5B1
Product: adaptor related protein complex 5 subunit beta 1
Exons: 2
Coding region: 485-3184 (899 amino acids)
Biological process (GO): endosomal transport
Cellular component (GO): lysosomal membrane; AP-type membrane coat adaptor complex
Source: RefSeq, a predicted model, not a curated record
GAGGGCACCGAGCCCCGGGGUCCCCGGCGGCGCCGCCAUCGCCCCCCGCCCCUCAGCGUUCUUUCCCCGAGCCGGGCUUCUGGGGGAAACCUAGGGACCCUGGCCCGGCCCAACCCGCCCACGUGAACGGCAGUUAGAGUUUGGCCCACACGCAGGAUCACGGACCCCCAGCCUCGGGGCCCGGGCGCUCCCAGCUUCCUCUGCCUCCCCCCGUCCCCAUCCCACGCCACGCCACGCCACGCCACGCUUCGGGCCGGCCUGGGUUUCCCGGGUGACUUCAGCACGCGAGGAUGGGGAGGGGGCGGGGCGGAGUAGGUCCUGCGGCCUCGGACCCCUCCUGGCGGACGGAGAGGGAAACAGGAAGGAGGACGGCGCUUGCGGGGGAGGGAAGACGCCAGAUAAGUGAAAUCUCCCGGCCGUAGGAAUCGGCCCCCCGUGGCGUGUGCUUCUCCUUCCCCUCCGCCGCUGCGGGGUUAGGGGGGCCAUGGCUCCGCGCGGCGGGGACGCCUGGGCCCGGGUGCUCGCGUCGUUGCGGGCCAGUCCGGCCGCCUUCGUGGCCAGGGCCGGGGCCGAGGCUCUGGCCGCCGAGCUGCUGAGCGAGCUGCGCAGCGAGAAACUGAGCGAGCCCACCAAGGUCUCUCUGCUGUCUGUGAUCAUGGAGUUCCCCACGCAGCUGUGGCCUGACCCCACCGUGGCCGAAGCAGCAGCCUCCACACUGCUGGACACACUGGCCCUCCUACCCCUGCGGCCUGCAGCCCUCCGCAGGCCCCUGCUGCUGGCCACCACUAGUGUCCUGGCCUCCUGUGGGGCCUUGAGUCCGGCCUCUGCUACCACAUCCCGCCUGCUGUCCAUGUUGUUGAGGGUGGCCACUGGUCGGGCCACAGGGCGGGAGCAGCGAGCCCUGCAGGGCACUGCCUGUGAGUGCCUUCGGGAGCUGGAGAGCUGUCACCCAGGGCUGCUGAUGGGCCAGCUGGGGCUGCUGCGGGCUCUGCAGGACACCCUGGGCACCCAAGCCCACUGCCUGCUCUUUGUGCUGGCUCUGCGCAAUGCCCUCAGGGUCCUGGCCCGGACAGGCUCUGGGGCCCCAAUGGGUCUACAAGGGCUGCUGACCACCAGAACCAGGCCCCAACAUGGAGAGACCCUGGCCUGGGACUGGAUCCUGGAGGCCCCGGGAGCCCAGUGGCCUGGGCCAUGGGACUGGACCCUGGCUGGGGAGGACAUCUGGGAUCGGGCAGCUCCUUCAGGCCAGGAAGGAGACUGGCCAGAGCCAGGUGUUGGCCCCCUGGAUCUCACCCCACCCGAGGCCCGGGAGCUGCGGGCCACUGUAUCCCAGCUGCUGGACUCCUCCUACCUGCUGACCCCACCAGCCCAGGCCCAGUUGCUGCAGCAGCUGAGCCAGGUGCUGAGAGCCGUUCGUGGGCAGCCCCCUGCCCUCCUGAAGCCGCAGCUGGUACGGCUGCUGGGCACGGCCAGGGUCUCCCUGCUGCAUGCGGUACUGGCCUCGAAGGAUGCCUUUGGAGAGGCCCUCUUCACAGCCCAGGAUGAAGCGCUGCUGCUUCGGAGGCUGGUGGGUGCUGCACAGCACCCAGCCCUGCCACCCCCUGCCCGCCUCUUCUAUCUGCACUGCCUUCUACACUUCCCUGAGAACUGGCCCUUGGGGCCUGCUGGGGAGGAGGGCACCCCAGUUCUGCUCACCCCGAGCCUGGCCACAGGUCUUCUGCCCAGUCUGCUUCAGGACCCCCCUGAACUACUAGCUCGGCUGCAUCUUCUGUGUCUCCUGUGUGGGGAGGAGCUGGGUGCUGACGGAAACAGGGAUUGCCAAGACAUGGAGGACCAGGCCCUGGGUUACCUCCAGGGGCUCCUGGCCGGCCUCAGGCAGGGGGCAGCACAGCCAGGGGGCCCCCGGAGUUCAGCCACUCUCUGCUUCCGGGCCUCCUACCUGGCUACUUGCUGCUUGGCCAGCCACCCAGGGGCCCUGGCUCAGCUCACAAAGGGCCUUGCAGAGCUCUACCAAGCCCGGCCCUGCCUGGCCCCACACUUUGUUGACCUUCUAGAGCAGGCCGGAGAGGUGCUGUCAGAGCCUCUGGGGAAAGCCCUGCAACAGGUAGCUGUGGCAGGGGCAGGUGGGGCCCAAGCCCUCCAGUGGCACUUGCAGAUCCUCACCAAGGUGGCAGGGGGCCAACCCUUGGGCCCCACGCUGGGCUUCCUGUGGGCAGCCCUAGGACAGGGUGGGGACUGGGCCUGGGAGCAGGCCCUUCUUGGGGCCUGCCGGGCCCUCCUAAGGGGGACAGGCCACAGCAGGGCUGGCCCCCAGGACCUGGCCAAUCUGCUGCAGGAGCUGGCUCAGGGCCUGGAUGACCCCGACAGCCGAGAUCGGGGCCGCCUUUACUACAGCCUGUUUACCCACUUGUCGAGGCCCAAGCUGGGCUCAGCCCUGGGUCCCACACGCUCCACGCCCAUGCUGUGUUCUUCACUGGUGGAGGAGAAUGAGGGCUUUGCCUCCUCUCUGACUGUCCAGGAGGCCCAGGCCCCACUACAGCUGAGGCGGGUUCCCCAGCAGGCCAAGGGGCCCCCCGUGGUCCUGGGCCUCACAGUGGAAGCCUCUGAGAUCCUCUACUCACUGGAGCUACGCUUCCGUGUUCUGGGGCCACAUUAUGAGCCACUGGAGGCCAUGCAGGUCCCCUGCCUUCACCCUGGCACUUCCCCCAAGCUGCUCCUCCUUCCCCUGGAGCCCCGGCGUCCCUACCCAGCUCUCCUGGACAUCAGCAUCCUCUAUGCUACCCCCAGUGGCCUCACCUGCUACUCACAGCUGCCCAGCCUUCCCAUAGCCUUUGCUGACCUCUUUCUGCCUUUGCAGCCAUCUUCUCCCGAUAGGACCCACCCUCAUACCUUCCAUGAGCUCUGGGCCUCCUGCCUUCCUGGGGGAGCGGAGAGUUGCAUGUGGGGUCCUUGGCGAGGCCAGGCGCUAGAGACUCUGGUGACCAAGCACUGGGAGCCUUUUGUCAUGUCUGCCACACCCCCCAUCAGUUACCAGAUAGCCAUCCGUCUGCCCCCCAGCUCUCAGCUGUUACUGCAGCUGGAGGCUGCUGGGGAGGAUGGGGUGAGGGUGGCUCUGAGGACUGAUGACUGGGCCAUAUUGCCUCUGGCUGGGGAAUAUCUCCGAGGCUUGGGGGCUGCUGCCUGAGCAGGGAGGGUGACCCUUGCUAGGAGACACUUGUUUGGGCAGAGCAGGGACAGGGGAAGAUUAGGGCCCCUGCUGCUCAUUUCCCUUGUCUAUAAAGGCUUGUUUAUUGGUGAAAA